Molecule: messenger RNA, 2882 nt
Organism: Anthonomus grandis grandis
Lineage: Eukaryota; Metazoa; Arthropoda; Insecta; Coleoptera; Curculionidae
Product: FHIP family protein AGAP011705
Exons: 9
Coding region: 238-2565 (775 amino acids)
Source: RefSeq, a predicted model, not a curated record
UUUACCCUUCAGACCUAUUUAUAUUUACUAUUUUUAUUAUUAAUUUGGUCACCUAUAAUUUUCUGCAGUUUUUCUCGUUUCAAAAUGAAAAUAACUCCGUAAUUUAAAUUCUAGUGAUCAUGUUUUAUUUUUACACCAAACCUUUAGUAGUUGCUUUUGAGUUAUAUAGUGUAAAAUGUGAAAAAGUUUUUUGAUUUGUAAUUUCAGAUAAGUUCCCCCAUAUUCUUUAUUGUUAUUAUGGAAUGGAUUAGGAAUAACACAUUUUUCCAAAAAAACAACAGAACAUCCAUAAAUUCAGAAGAUUGGGAUCCGCAGGCCUGUUUCGAUAGCUUCAAAGGGCACUGGGACCAGGCUCAAAAAAUAUUUCUACGAGUCCAGCAAUUGCCAAGUCACGAUGAUGUUUUGGGCGUUGUUAACCACCUAGAGCAAAUGGUUACCUUGCUUCUUUAUGAUUUAAAAAAGCUAGAUAGGAUUCGCAUGACUGUUAACUCAUCCAAAUGCGUAGAACACCUUCUAAAUAAUAAUAUACUGGAUAAAAUUUUUGAAUGGGGUACAAGAUCCGGAAAGUAUACAAAUGCUGUCAAGUGUGAACAAAUCAAGCUAUAUGAUACUCUAAUUGGACAAUCCAGGAAUUUACUAUUUGAGCAGGAUGCGUUUCUAAAGCCUUUAUUAAAAUUACUGCUUUCUUGCCAUGGAGAAGCAUAUUCAAAAGAAAUCAGCAGGCUCCUCAUUGACCUUUUGAAUCAAAUCAGUGCCUUAUUAGUUCAGCACCCAGAAUUAGUAAAACUAUUUAUUGUAUGUGAUAAAAAUGUUAAUAGGUUUAUAGUUUUUUCGUUACUGAUACCAUUUAUGCAUAAAGAGGAUGGAAUAGGCAUGAGGGCUAGGGAUGCCUUAUUGUUAUGCAUGUCUUUAUCAAAGAAAAAUGAAGAAGUAGCCUUGUAUAUAUUAGAGCACUCCAAUUUUUCUGUGUUAGUUGCAUCAGGUCUGGGUGGGCUAUAUUCUGUGUUACCUAACAUCAUUAGUGAUAUAAGUGUCCCAGAUUGGCAUAGAUUCACCCCAGACGAUGUCAGCGAAAUAAAAGGGUUACUGCACUUCGUAACUUCUUUAGAAUUUAGUAAUGCCAUAGCCCAAGUCGCACACCCUUCGAUACGACGGGAAUUACAAGAAUUUUUGUAUAGAGGAUUUUUAAUCCCAGUGCUCGGAGCCGCCUUACUGCAAAGCAAUGUACAAGAACAAGUGGCAGCUACAUCCUAUUUAGAAUUAAUAAUAAGAACCGUGACAGAGCCAGGGCUGCUACAUUCUGUUUUACGAUUUUUAAUUAAAGUCGAAUACGACGGGGAGAGACUGCUCAAUAUUUUAAUACAACGCAUACAAUCUAACAAUUCACAACUAUGUUUAGUUUCUUUAGCUGUAUUUGAAAGUAUGGUCGAUUUGGACUGUGAAGAUCUUCUUUUAGAGCUGGUUUUUAAAUAUUUGCAGCCAUGUUUUCAUGUAAUCAUAUCACAACGAAAACUUCUACUGCCUCUAAACCUCCUGUGUCCAAGUUUUGACAGACUUCUGUCUUUGGCGCCAAACUGUUUGGAACUACUUAACGGUACUUUGAAUUCUGAUGACAACUCAAUUAGCUGGAAGAAUUUCAAACAAAAAAGGAGCCUUUAUGGAACAUAUUAUGCUUAUCUAUAUGAUGCCAGACAUAAAAUUGAACAGUGUCAGAGGUCGUGUUCUAAUUGGAACAAUACUUACAGUGGUGAUAAGGAUAUAGAAGAAAAAUCAGACAGCUUUACAUCUUUGGAACGUAGUAGCGGAUAUGAAAGUUUUAACACGUUUGAUGAUGACUGCAACGAAGACUCCGAGUCUUGGUUGAUUUCGAACCAAAAGCAAAGGAAGCCAAAUACGAGCUUAAACUUGAACAAUCAUAUUCUGGAAGAUGCACCAACAGCAGGACCAUUUUUAACAAUCAUUUUUAACAAAUUGAAAAACUUUUUAUCCAACUCUAUAUAUGUCAAUUUGCACUUAACUGGACUUAUAACUAGAUUAGCGGUUUAUCCUCAGACAUUACUUAGAGCAUAUCUUUUAGACCAUAACUUGGUUUUGCAGCCAAAUGUACCUUCAAUUUAUGAGAUUAUUGGUAUCAUAAAGCAACAAAUAGAUGAAUAUAUGAAUCGCCAACCAAACAAAUGGAAUUUGUUGAAAUACGCACACGAUGUUUUAUUACAAAGGGAGAUUAUGUUAUUAAACAUUAGAAGUUACCAUUUAGACAAAUCACCAUCAAUGCAGCAGCAUCAAUACGAAAAAAAUGAAAUAUUCCAACGAAACGACUCAAAAAGAAGAAGCCUUAAUCUUCCGUCCUUAACAAGCAUGUUUGGAAGAAGAUCUAGCAAUAUAGAAAAUACUUUACCCAUGGCUCCUUCGCCUGACGAACUUCAAUUAAAUCUUAUCUAUCCUCAGUUUAAUGAAGGACAACAUGUGGCGGUCUGUGCUGUAUUACUUGGCGAAUGGGUUAAAGAAUUAGCCGCAUUAGCUCAAGAACACACCAUUGCACAAAUCGCAACCUUAAUAGAAUAGUACAAAAGCAACUUUAUCAAUUAUUUAUUAUGAAUAGCAAUAUUGUGCCACAAUGUUUAACGUUCCCAUUAGUUUAAUAACUGUUUUCGACCGUAUACUUUAUAUGGUGUUUUCUUCUUAGUGCAAUUUUAACGACAUUUUAUUUAUAUUAUUUUAUUAUUAAUUAUCAUUUUAGCUUACCUGUUAUAAAAUGUUUAAAGAAUUUUACAUAAUUUAUUUUGUUUUUAACUUUAUUGUAAGUAGACUGGUGAUACUUGCAUGUAUGUAUAUAUUUUUGGUGUUUACCUUUUUUGUGUAAUAAAAUGAUUUUUAAAUGA